Messenger RNA from Schizosaccharomyces osmophilus, 894 nucleotides. It is a transcript of the gene erg25, whose product is annotated as C-4 methylsterol oxidase Erg25. Gene Ontology annotation, molecular function: C-4 methylsterol oxidase activity; iron ion binding. The record is from RefSeq and is a predicted model, not a curated record. Gene Ontology annotation, biological process: ergosterol biosynthetic process. The transcript has a single exon. Bases 1 to 894 code for a protein of 297 amino acids. NCBI's taxonomy places the organism in Eukaryota, Fungi, Ascomycota, Schizosaccharomycetes, Schizosaccharomycetales, Schizosaccharomycetaceae.
AUGAACGCUACUACAGAAGCUAUUAUCGGCGGCGGCUUUCAAGCUAUUCGUCAACAAAUCCAACUAGUUCAUCCUGAACUGAAUUUUUUCGAACAAGUAUGGAUGGCUUACUACAAGUGGUUCGAUAACGAUGUCGUCGCCACUGGCUUAAUGUCUUUUAUUCUUCACGAAGUACUAUACUUUGGUCGCUGUAUCCCUUGGAUGAUUAUCGAUGCUCUCCCCUAUUUCCGUCGCUGGAAAAUUCAACCCAAGAAGGUUCCCUCUCUUGCUGAACAAUGGGAAUGUACUCGCUUGGUUCUUUUGUCUCACUUUACCGUUGAACUUCCUCAAAUUUGGCUUUUUGACCCCAUGUGUGCCAUGUUUGGUCUCUCUACUACUGUUCCCUUCCCUUCCAUUACAAAAAUUGCUUGGCAACUGGCCAUCUUCUUCUUUCUCGAGGACACCUGGCAUUACUGGGCUCAUCGCCUUUUCCACUACGGGAUUUUCUAUCGUAUCAUUCACAAGGUUCACCAUCGCUACAGUGCUCCCUUUGGUCUCUCUGCUGAAUAUGCCCACCCUCUCGAAAUUGUCUUGCUCGGUGCCGGUACUGUCGCUGUCCCUCUCAUGUGGUGUUACUUUACUCAUGACUUGCAUUUGGUCACUAUGUACAUUUGGAUCAUGCUUCGUCUUUUCCAAGCCGUUGACUCUCACUCUGGUUACGACUUCCCCUGGUCUUUGAACAAGCUCAUGCCCAUCUGGGCCGGUGCUGAACACCAUGACUACCACCACAUGGCUUUCAAGGACAACUACUCUAGCUCUUUCCGCUGGUGGGAUUCCGUCCUCCACACCGACAAAAACUUUCAUAACCACAAGGCUCGCAAGAUUGCCAGUGAACGCACUAAAAAAGCCACUUAA